AUGCUGUUCUUCGGCGGCGGAGUCCAGAGCCCGCGCCGUCGCAGUAAGGAAAAGGCGAUCCUCGUCACAAUUCUCAUCGUCUACGCUCUAUACUUUCUGUUCUUUUCGAAAAGUUCCGGAGACCGAGAGUCGGCGGUCUCGGUUCAUAAUGCGGUACACGGUGAAGGGGCGAACCGGGACUCGCGUUCGGGGCAGGCAUCCCCGUCGCACGACAACAAGAGAAUUGAGAAAGAUAUGGUGGUCGCGAGCAUGAAGAGUGAUAAUACCUCAUGGUUGUUCGAGAAUUUCCCCGACUGGCAUAAGAGUGUCUACGUGGUCGACGAUAGGAAUGCGGAGUUGACCGUGGCGCAGAACAAAGGACGGGAGUCCAUGGUAUAUUUGACAUACAUAAUUGAUAAUUAUGACCACCUACCCGACGUGAUGCUUUUCAUCCACUCGCAGCGCUAUCAAUGGCACAACGACGAUCCCUACUAUGAUGGAGUUCCGAUGCUUCGUCGUUUCCAAGUGCCUUAUCUCGAAAAGCAAGGCUAUGUCAAUGUGCGCUGUGCUUGGACUCUCGGAUGUCCGGCGGAGAUCCACCCACACACCGAUACGCACCGUGACGACGUGCAUGCGGGGGAGUAUUUCAAAAAGGGCUUCAUCGAGCUGUUUCCUGGGGUUGACGUACCAGACGAGGUUGGAGUGUCAUGCUGCGCGCAGUUUGGAGUCACAAGCUGGAAGGUCCGCGAACGGCCCAAGAGUGACUAUGUGCGGUUCAGGAAAUGGUUGGCUGAGACGCCCCUCAAGGAUGAUCUCAGUGGACGAAUAAUGGAGUACUCAUGGCAUAGUUGGAAGGGCCAGCAGCAAGAUCCCAGUACAGGACUUCCAGCCUAA
Aspergillus viridinutans is the source of this 873-nucleotide messenger RNA. RefSeq names its product DUF3431 domain-containing protein. The transcript is spliced from 3 exons. Bases 1 to 873 code for a protein of 290 amino acids. The record is from RefSeq and is a predicted model, not a curated record. Lineage: Eukaryota; Fungi; Ascomycota; Eurotiomycetes; Eurotiales; Aspergillaceae.